Molecule: messenger RNA, 4150 nt
Organism: Spea bombifrons (plains spadefoot toad)
Lineage: Eukaryota; Metazoa; Chordata; Amphibia; Anura; Pelobatidae
Gene: ADAMTS14
Product: ADAM metallopeptidase with thrombospondin type 1 motif 14
Exons: 22
Coding region: 313-4002 (1229 amino acids)
Biological process (GO): proteolysis; extracellular matrix organization
Cellular component (GO): extracellular matrix
Molecular function (GO): metalloendopeptidase activity
Source: RefSeq, a predicted model, not a curated record
CUGGUUAGGCACAGUUCACAAGGGUCCAAAAAGACUGUAUCAAAGUCUCUCUAAGGUUCUCCCCCACCCCUCCAGAGUGUGCCUCUCUAGAUCUGUCAGUCUGCAGUACUCCAGCAGCAGGAGAGCAGAUUGUUAAACGCCUGGCUGGCUGUGCAAAAUCCUUGAAGAUCUCUUUCCCUCUCUGUAAAUGCCCUGCAAACAGAGCAAACGAACGGAAGGACAAAUCCAACCAGUCACCUCAACAACUGGAUUUCUAAUCAUUGUGCUUUCCACCUAGGAAUCUUGUACAAACUCCUUUCCACGCUUUACCCAAUGGAUUUUAUUCGCAUGUAUGGAAUAAUUGCUUGCUUUUUAACUUCUUGUUGCUGGCUGGCUGUGGAUUCAUUUAUUGCAAAAGAACCCCUCAAUGGAAAAUUAAGUGAAUAUGGUGUGAUUGUCCCGUUCAGUACAGAUUGCCAGGGACGAUACAUUUCCCACGUGGUGUCAGCAACAGGAAGUACAAGAGGUGGGUUUACCUUAAAACACCCUGGACAGAGGGUAGCCCGUAGUGUCCCCGACCCAACAAGAAUGCAAUCAGAUGAUGGUUGCGUUUAUUUCAAUGUCACGGUCUUCGGAAAGCAGCUGCAUCUUCGUCUCAAGCCUAACAAACAUCUGGUUUCUCAUGAGGCUACUCUGGAGUGGCAGGAGGAUUACCAAGAGAUUUCUAGAGGGUCAGUACAUGCCGGAUGUGUGUAUACGGGAGACAUCACAGAUAUGCCAGAAGCAACUGUGGCCAUCAGCACCUGUGAUGGACUGGCUGGAUUGAUAAGGACAGAUGUCAGUGAAUUCUUUAUUGAGCCUUUAGAAAGAGGACGUCAGAAUGAAGAGGAAAAUGGUCGUGCUCAUGUGAUUUAUAGGAGGUCUGCUGUUCAACAGGACAAACCAGCAGGUCAAAAAGAGAUAAUGAAUGAAGUUGCAAAGUCAGGAGUGGGGGAUCUCCCAAAUUCACUAGAUAGAAUAAAAGAAAAUAUACAAGAAAAUGAACGACGAAAACGUCACACAAAGAAAGAUGACUACAACAUUGAGGUUCUACUGGCAGUGGAUGACUCUGUUGUGCGCUUCCAUGGAAAAGAACAUGUGCAAAACUACGUCCUUACCCUCAUGAACAUAGUAGAUGAAAUUUACCACGAUGAAUCCCUGGGUGUUCAUAUCAACAUAGUUCUGGUGCGAAUGAUUAUGGUGGGAUACAGACAGUCUAUAAGCUUGAUAGAACGUGGAAACCCAUCAAGGAGCCUUGAGCAGGUGUGUCGCUGGGCUCAUUCCCAGCAACGUUCUGACCCAGAUCACGCUGAGCACCAUGACCAUGCUGUGUUUCUUACCAGGCAAGAUUUUGGUCCUGCAGGUAUGCAAGGUUAUGCUCCUGUAACGGGUAUGUGUCAUCCACUACGUAGCUGUACUCUGAACCAUGAAGAUGGGUUCUCCUCCGCAUUUGUGGUCGCCCAUGAAACAGGUCACGUGUUAGGUAUGGAACAUGAUGGGCAAGGUAAUCGCUGUGCUGAUGAAACCAGCAUGGGGAGCAUUAUGGCACCACUGGUCCAAGCUGCAUUCCACCGCUAUCAUUGGUCAAGAUGCAGUAAACAGGAACUUAACAGAUACAUACAUUCUUAUGAUUGUCUUCUUGAUGAUCCAUUUGAGCACAAUUGGCCCAAACUCCCUGAGCUUCCAGGAAUCAACUACUCCAUGGAUGAGCAAUGCAGAUUUGAUUUUGGAGUGGGCUACAAGAUGUGCACUGCCUUUAGAACAUUUGACCCUUGUAAACAGCUGUGGUGCAGCCAUCCAGAUAAUCCUUAUUUCUGCAAAACUAAGAAGGGCCCCCCACUCGACGGGACUGAAUGCUCUCCAGGAAAGUGGUGUUUUAAAGGCCACUGUAUUUGGAAGACUCCAGAGCAAUCCUACAGCCAGGAUGGAGGUUGGAGCUCAUGGUCCAGAUUUGGGACUUGUUCCCGCACUUGUGGAGGAGGUGUGCGGUCCCGUAGCAGACAGUGUAAUAACCCACCACCAGCUUAUGGAGGCCGCGAUUGCCCAGGUGCCACCUAUGAAUAUCAGAUAUGCAAUAAUGAAGAAUGCAAAGGACCGUAUGAAGACUUCCGUGCACAACAGUGCUCGCAACGCAACUCAUAUUACACACAUCAGAAUGCCAAACACACGUGGCUUCCAUAUGAGCAUCAAGAUGAUGCCCAGAAGUGUGAACUUAUAUGCCAGUCCAAAGAAACUGGAGAUGUGGUUUUCAUGAACCAGGUGGUUCAUGAUGGCACCAGAUGCAGCUACAAAGAUCCAUAUAGUGUUUGUGCCAGAGGAGAUUGUGUGCACAUCGGAUGUGACAAGGAAAUUGGUUCCAUGAAAGAGGAUGACAAAUGUGGAGUUUGUGGGGGAGAUAAUUCUCAUUGCCGAACAGUAAAAGGAACAUUAGUCAAGUCUCCAAAACAAACUGCUGGAGUUCUGAAAAUGUUUGAGAUCCCAGCGGGAGCCAGGCAUAUUCAAAUAGAGGAAACAGAGCAGUCCACCAACAACCUUGCCAUUAAAAACCAAGCAAGUGGCCAUUUUAUCCUGAAUGCUAAAGGAAAGGAGAACAAAUCCAGAACCUUUAUAGAAAUGAGUCUUGAGUGGGAAUAUACUGUUGAAGAUGGGAAGGAAAGCGUGAAAACAACUGGACCCUUGCAUGAGUCCAUUGUCAUUUUGGUUGUUUCUCAAGAGGAUGAUGGAAAAAGUAGCCUGAUGUACAGAUACAUUAUUCAUGAAGACCUCUUACCAAUGAUUAGCAACAAUAAUGUACUUCUGGAAGAGAUGGAUUCAUAUGAGUGGGCUUUGAAAAGCUGGUCCCAAUGUUCUAAAGCAUGUGGAGGAGGUAUUCAAUACACAAAGUAUGGAUGUCGCAGAAAGGGGGAUAACCGAAUGGUCCACCGCAAUUUCUGUGACAUUAGUAAAAAGCCAAAGCCAAUUCGUAGACGAUGUAACCUUCAGGAGUGCUCCCAACCCGGGUGGGUGGCUGAUGAAUGGGGGCCAUGCAGCAAAACUUGUGGCAAACUUGGUAUACAGACCAGGGUAGUUCAAUGUGUACAGCACUUGCAGAAUGGAACAAACAGAACUGUUCAUACCAAAUACUGUACAGCGGAACGUCCAGAACCAAGACGUCCUUGUAACCGCACACCCUGUCCAGCACUGUGGAGGACGGGGGCUUGGUCACAGUGCUCAUCUAGCUGUGGAGAAGGUAUUCAGCAGCGCCAAGUGGUGUGCAAGGCCAGUGAUAAUGUCAUUGGACAAUGUGAUGGAGACAAGCCAGAAACCAUUCAGGUGUGCAAGAUGGCUUCUUGUCCAGGAAAAUCUCAAGGGCUCCCAAUACAUGCAGAAGAUCUUGAUUCUAUAACCCCAAAGGUACCAUGGGUUCCUCCACCAAAUCCACCAAAAAAUCCUGUCAACAAGAUUUCUUCAAAAGAUUUAUGCCACGGAGACAAAUCCAUAUUUUGCCAAAUGGAAGUCCUAGCUCGCUAUUGUUCAAUACCUGGAUACCAUAAGCUGUGUUGUGAGUCUUGCGGGAAAAAGAUUGCCCCUACUAGCCUGACUCCAAGUUCAGAGCAUGCUGCGUUAGAAUUCAGGGAAGUUGAAGGUGCAGCCCUGCCAAGUCCCAUUCCAACUACAACUGUCAGCAGGUUGACUGAGGCUUCAAUAGACAAUACUCCAGUAGACCCUCAGUUGCCUGUUUCAGAAGCUCAACACAACACGAAAGCAACCAAUGAUACUCCAGGAGGUGAUUCCACCUUACAUACUUCAGGCAAUAAUACUUUCUCCACAGAUUUAGGAAAACGGAGAUUAACAGAAAAUCUCAGUGGACAUGGAGAAAACCCUGCUACACAACUGGGUAAAACAGUUAAUAAACAAAACAAGGCCAGUCCUUUGCUAUCUUCUGAAAGUGUCCAAGAUGUACAUACUGGUUCCAGUGAGAAAAUCACCUCCAUGGCAACAUGAAUCACUGCUUACCGCAAAACAUUUAGGAAAAGUUGAACAGCUUCAUUUGGAAUAGACAAACAAAAUAGCAAAGAAAUAGGCUCUUUUGCAAUUUGCCUGUAGCACUUUUUUUUAAGGAAAUGACUGAAGUUUGUAUGCUGAAAAUAAA